UAGGCAACCCUUCUUUAACUUCAAACAAAUUGCCGCCAAAUAAGCUUCACUAGCAAUAAGUUUUCCGCAAGUUCUGCAAAUCCGUAGGAAAUACAAAGUUUUGCAAAAAUUUCUAAACACAUAAUGGAGGAAGGAGGUGGUAGUAGACCAAAAGUGCUUCAAAAUACAGGCAAAUUUACGUCGGAUACACGCGCUGAAGGCGAUGACUUCUUCAACGAGGCUGGAUACCGACAGUCGCGUGAAAACGACAAAAUCGACUCCAAAUAUGGCUUCGACCGUGUAAAGGAUAGCAUUGAGCGUACUGGCUACCUCAUAAAUAUGCAUUCAACAGAGAUUUUGGAUGAAGAUCGCCGUUUAGUUGCUGCUUUAGAUUUGUUUUUCAUACAAAUGGAUGGCUCACGCUUCAAAUGUACUGUCGCAUAUAAACCAUAUCUAUUGAUACGUCCAGAUGAGAAACAGUCACAUGAAGUGGCGCGUUUUCUGAGUCGUAAAUAUUCCGGCCAAUUGGCAAAUGUAGAACACAUUAGUAAAGAGGAUCUCGAUCUGCCAAAUCAUUUAGUGGGUAAAAAACAACACUUUCUCAAACUAUCAUUUCUGAAUCAGACCGCUAUGACAAAAGUGCGUCGUGAAUUAAAUGCAGCGGUGAAACGCAAUUUGGAACGUGAGAAAUCCAAUACAUUUUAUAUGCAAAUGUUAUCGUCCUCGUUAGCUGCAUCCAAUAUUGGUGGUGAUGGUGAAGUUAAAAAACAAAUGGAUUAUAUGGAUCUAAUAUUAGACAUACGUGAGCACGAUGUGCCUUAUCAUGUGCGUGUGUCAAUUGACUUGAGCAUAUUUUGUGGUCAAUGGUAUAAUAUACGUUGUCGUAGUGGUGGUCUGGAGUUACCAAUCAUAUCACCACGUCCGGAUCUGCUCGAGCGGCCGGAGCCAGUAGUUUUGGCUUUUGAUAUUGAAACCACAAAAUUACCGUUAAAAUUUCCAGAUGCGCAAACCGAUCAGAUUAUGAUGAUUUCAUAUAUGAUUGAUGGUCAAGGCUAUCUCAUAACAAAUCGUGAAAUAAUUUCAACAGAUGUAGAUGAUUUUGAAUAUACACCGAAACCAGAAUUCGAAGGCAAUUUUAUUGUGUUCAAUGAAAAGAAUGAAAUGCAUUUAAUACAGAAAUUUUUCGAUCACAUAAUGGAGGUGCGGCCGCACAUUGUGGUGACAUAUAAUGGUGACUUCUUCGAUUGGCCAUUUGUUGAGACGCGUGCUGCUGUCUAUGAUUUAGAUAUGAAACAAGAGAUUGGUUUUUCCAAACUGAGAGAUGGCUUUUAUUUGAGUAGACCGGCUAUACAUAUGGAUUGUUUAUGUUGGGUAAAACGUGAUUCCUAUCUUCCCGUUGGUUCACAAGGUCUCAAAGCGGUAGCGAAGGCCAAAUUGCGUUACGAUCCAGUUGAACUGGACCCCGAAGACAUGUGUCGCAUGGCUGUCGAACAACCACAAGUUUUGUCUAACUAUUCAGUCUCCGAUGCGGUAGCCACCUACUAUUUGUAUAUGAAAUACGUGCAUCCGUUUAUCUUCGCUUUGAACACAAUUAUUCCGAUGGAACCAGAUGAAAUUCUGCGCAAAGGUUCAGGCACAUUGUGUGAAACCUUACUUAUGGUGCAAGCUUAUCACGCGAACAUUGUUUACCCCAAUAAACAACUCAGUGAGCUAAAUAAGUUGUCGAAUGAGGGGCAUGUAUUGGACUCUGAGACAUACGUUGGUGGACAUGUAGAAGCGCUGGAGUCGGGCGUGUUUCGUGCCGAUAUACCAUGUCGCUUCCGACUCGAUCCAAAUAUGGUCAAUAAACUAAAAGAUAAUGUGACCAAAGUGUUAGUGCAUGCCAUUGAGGUGGAAGAAGGUGUACCAAUAGAUAAGGUGACAAAUUUAGAGGAAGUGGAUAAAGAAAUAACACAAGCGUUGCAAGGUCUCCAUGAUAUCCCCAAUCGUCUGGAACAACCUGUCAUAUACCAUUUGGACGUUGGCGCUAUGUACCCCAAUAUUAUUUUGACCAAUCGGCUGCAACCGUCGGCUAUGGUAAGCGAAACUGAUUGCGCCGCAUGCGAUUUUAAUAAGGCCGGUGCUAAAUGUAAGCGCGUCAUGGAUUGGUUGUGGCGUGGUGAGAUGUUACCGGCGUCCCGAAAUGAAUUUCAACGCAUACAACAACAAUUGGAAACUGAGAAGUUUCCACCACUUUUCCCCGGCGGUCCGAACCGUGCAUUUCAUGAACUCUCGCGCGAAGAUCAGGCCGCCUAUGAGAAGAAACGUCUCACCGACUACUGUCGAAAGGCUUAUAAGAAGACGAAAAUCACAAAAUUGGAAACGCGCACCUCCACCGUUUGUGAGCAGGAGAACAGUUUUUAUGUGGAUACAGUGCGUGCCUUUCGCGAUCGUCGCUACGAAUACAAAGGACUGACCAAAGUGGCGAAAGCAGCUGUCAAUGCAGCGUUAGCGUCUGGUGAUGCUGCUGAGAUUAAAGCGGCAAAAGGCCGAGAAGUGUUGUAUGACUCACUGCAAUUGGCGCACAAAUGUAUUCUGAACUCUUUCUACGGUUAUGUGAUGCGACGUGGCGCGCGUUGGCAUUCCAUGCCAAUGGCUGGCAUUGUCUGCUACACGGGUUCGAAUAUAAUCACAAAGGCGCGUGAGAUAAUCGAACGUGUCGGACGCCCGUUGGAGUUGGACACAGAUGGUAUUUGGUGUAUUCUACCCGGUUCGUUCCCACAAGAGUUUACGAUACAAACGACGCAUGAAAAGAAAAAGAAAUUCAAUAUCUCGUACCCAAAUGCAGUGUUGAACACAAUGGUGAAAGAGUAUUUCACCAACGACCAAUACCAUGAAUUGGUCAAGCCAGCGCAAGAUGGUAAACUGCCAGAGUAUCGUAUACGUGAAGAGAAUUCAAUUUUCUUUGAGGUGGACGGUCCCUACUUGGCGAUGGUGUUGCCAGCUGCGAAGGAAGAGGGCAAAAAGCUGAAGAAACGUUAUGCUGUAUUCAAUUUCGAUGGUUCGCUAGCUGAGUUAAAAGGUUUUGAGGUGAAGCGACGUGGUGAAUUGCAGUUAAUUAAGAACUUUCAAAGUUCAGUCUUCGAGGCUUUCUUGGCGGGCAACACUUUAGAAGAAUGCUAUGCUUCAGUAGCCAAAGUAGCUGACUAUUGGCUGGAUGUGCUUUAUAGUCGUGGUUCCAACCUACCGGAUUCGGAACUUUUUGAUUUGAUCGCUGAAAAUAAAUCGAUGUCCAAGAAACUCGAAGAUUAUGGUGAACAAAAGAGUACUUCCAUUUCUACCGCCAAGCGUUUAGCCGAAUUCUUGGGCGACCAGAUUGUCAAAGAUGCUGGGUUAGCUUGCAAAUAUAUCAUUUCGAAGAAACCAGAAGGUGCGCCUGUCACGGAACGUGCGAUCCCGCUGGCUAUUUUCCAAUCAGAGCCGAAUGUGCGGCGUUAUCACUUGCGACGCUGGCUCAAAGACAGCACCAUGGGCGAUGCGGAUAUACGUGAUGUGCUGGACUGGAACUAUUACAUUGAACGUUUGGGCGGCACUAUACAAAAGAUCAUCACCAUACCCGCAGCGCUGCAGGGACUCUCGAAUCCGGUGCCGCGCGUACAACAUCCCGAUUGGCUGCAUAAGAAAAUACUCGAGAAGAAUGAUGUGCUCAAGCAGCGGCGCAUAAAUGAAAUGUUCAUGCCGAAAGCGAAAACAGCGCGUGAAAUACGCGCCACCAGCGAGGUAGCCGACAUGGAGGAUUUAGUGGCAAGAAAUACAGCAGAAGGUGCGCUCGACGGACGUCCUGUUGUAACAAAACGCAAGCGUGUGAAUUCCGGUGAAAUCGAGGAGGCGGAAGAUGAAGCUAACAAGGCAGCAGCGGCAGCAACUUGGCGUCAAGCGCUUGGCGCGCCGCCACCAAUUGGCACAACGCGCGACGAAAUAAUCGAAUGGGUGAAGUUCCAGAAGAAAAAGUGGGCAUGGCAGCUAGAGCGUCGACUGCGUGUGCGCCAAGCCAAUAAGCGGCCGCGCAACGAACAACAAUUGGCGCCACAAAUGCCAAGCGGCAGAGAUGGCGUAACAGCCACAGGCACAAUAGGCGGCUUCUUGCGACGCGCACAACGCGCGCUAAUCGAUCAUGUCUGGCAUGUGCUGCAGAUAGUGCCAAAUGAUGAUAUGGGUCAUUUCACGGUGUGGCUGAUGAUUGGCGAUGAACUGCAUCGCAUCAAGUUGACGGUGCCGCGUAUUUUCUAUGUAAAUCAACGCAGCGUGGCGCCACCCGAAGAUGGACAGUUGUGGAAGAAAGUCAACCGUGUGCUACCGCGUGCGCGUCCCGUCUACAAUCUCUAUCGCUACAGUGUGCCAGAGCAGGUGUUCAAAGAUAAUUGCCUCGGUAUGUUGGCUGAUCUGGCAACGCCUGAUAUUGAGGGGAUCUAUGAGACCCAGAUGUCCUUAGAAUUCCGUGCACUCAUGGAUAUGGGUUGUCUCUGUUCGGUGCAGCGUCAGGAGGCACAACGUCUGGCUGCGCUUGCCACCAAGGAUUUGGACAGCUUCUCGAUUGAACAGCUAGAGCAACGCCUGCAGGGUCACACUUAUUUGAAAGACUCUCAACAUAAACUACGUAAAAUAUAUCUCUAUCAACACAACACACCCACGGCCAAAAAGGAAAUAUGGGGCCUCUUUCUAUUAUCCAGCCGAAAGGCGUUGAUCUUCGCGCUAGACACAGUGCGCACCAAUCAAAUGCCAAAUAUGCGCACACUCUACACCGCCGAACGCUUGGCACUCAUCAAAACCAUGAAGGAUGUGGCGGAAGUAGAGCGUUUGCCACCAGAAGAAUUUACAUUCGAAGUGCUCAUCGAAGUGGAUGUGAAACAGAUCUAUCGUCACAUACAACGCGCACUUACCGCAUAUAAGGAUGAGAAACGCGGUCCCUCCAUGCUUUACGUGCAGACGGCGACGGAAGCGCGAAAACUCAACUCGGCAAUGCCAGUCUUGCUGGACUUCCCGCAGGCGCUCAUACACAUCACAGACGAUGCGUCGCUUUUAUCGGGGCUGGAUUGGCAACGUCAGGGCUCACGCGCUGUGGUGCGCCACUUUUUGCAUCUCAACAAUGUGGUCGAGAUGAUGUUGGAUCAGUGUCGCUACUUUCAGGUCCCUAUCGGUAAUAUGCCACCUGACACAGUACUCUUCGGCGCAGAUCUCUUCUUUGCGCGCAUUCUGCAGCGCAAUAAUUUCGUGCUCUGGUGGUCGACCACUACGCGUCCCGAUCUGGGUGGACGUGAGGCCGAUGACAGUCGUCUAUUAGCUGAAUUUGAAGAGAGUAUUACGGUCGUACAGAAUCGACCGGGUUUUUACAGUGAUGUGUGUGUCGAGUUGGCGCUGGAUAGCUUGGCUGUCAGCGCCUUACUACAAUCGAAUCGCAUACAAGAGAUGGAGGGCGCAAGUUCGGCGGUAACCUUCGAUGUGAUACCACAAGCUUCGUUGGAGGAAAUGAUUGGCACCGUGCCCGCGGCAACACUACCCAGCUAUGAUGAAACGGCGCUGUGCUCCGCCGCUUUUAGAGUGUUGCGACAUAUGGUGAAUGGCUGGUUGCGCGAAGUAGCGCUGAAUCAGAAUAUUUUCGCUGAUUUCCAAUUGAUACACUUCUAUCGUUGGGUGCGUUCCUCAAAUGCCUUAUUGUACGAUCCGGCAUUACGACGUACUUUGAAUAAUUUAAUGCGUAAAAUGUUCUUGCGCAUUGUGGCGGAGUUCAAGCGCUUGGGUGCGACAAUUAUCUACGCCGACUUCAAUCGCAUCAUACUUAAUUCGGGCAAAAAGACCGUGGCUGACGCUUUAGGCUAUGUGGAGUAUGUGGUGCAGAGCUUACGCAAUAAGGAACUCUUCCAUUCGAUACAGUUGUCUUAUGAACAAUGUUGGAAUUUUAUGCUGUGGCUUGAUCAGGCCAACUAUGCAGGCAUACGCGGUCAAUUGCCGCCGGGUGUAACGAGUGACACUGUUUUAUGUAAUGUUGAUGAUGACGAUGAAGAUGGCGAUAAGACAAAGAGCUCCACGCAAACUAAGCGUCGCAGCAAUGAGGACGAAGAUGAGGAUGAGGAUGACAUUGAAGAGAUUGUGCGUCCAGAGGAUGUAGACGAGACCGGUACAGCGGAUGGUGAAAGCGAGCAACAGCUCUCGCUGGAAUUGAAUUGGACAAUUGGUGAACAUCUGCCCGAUGAGAAUGCAUGCCGCGAGAAAUUUGAGACGCUGCUCACAUUAUUUAUGCAAUCCCUGGCCGAAGGCAAAGAUACCAGACAAGCUAUCAAGGAAAUAUCACAUCCUGCCUUUGAUUUCGUAACUAAACUGCAUAAAAAUUACGGCAAGGGACGACCAAGUCCCGGUUUAGACUUGACGCGUGCCGUAGUGAAAGCGUUCAGUGUUGACAAGGGCUUGGCCGACGACGUGAAUGAGUUGAGACGAAACAUGCUCCGACUCGUAGGCAUUGGCGAAUUCUCCGAUCUGGCUGAGUGGAAGGACCCUAGUGAUACUUAUACCAUUGCUGAAGUGAUUUGUAAAGCAUGUAAUCACUGUCGCGAUUUGGAUCUGUGCAAAGACAAACAUCGCGCAAUGAAGGAUGGCAUCCCAGUUUGGUUGUGUGCGCAGUGUUUUGUUGCAUAUGAAAAUGAGGAGAUCGAAAUGCGCAUUAUCGACGUGGUGCAACGCAAGGUCAUGUCCUAUGUGCUGCAGGAUUUGAGGUGCGCACGCUGCAAUGAAAUUAAGCGUGAAAAUCUCGCGGAGUUUUGUACUUGCGCUGGCGAAUUCGUGCCGCUUAUAAGUGGCCGCGAAAUCAACGGUCUGUUGCGCACCUUCCGACGUGUCGCGGAAUAUCACAAAAUGCAACUGCUGCAGGAGACAGUGGAACAAGUCAUUGCAACGUAACGCGGCUACUUUCGAACUUAAACUACUCUUAAAGUACGCUGCACCAACAAUCAUAAAAGUUUUGUUUGUGUUUUACAAUUAGUUUUUUUUUUAUUUUCUUCUAGGAGGCGUUAUUAUUUUAAAGACCAUAAAGAAAUAAAUUGUUUACCGUAUUUUAAUAAACACGCAAAACUUCUUAAUGCAACGUCUGCUGUCGGCCACAAGCGGCAUUUGAAAAUUGCAACCUAAAGAAUAUUAAAAAUCUAAUUGGUUGAUGUGAUGGGAUCGAUUUUGACUUCUGGGAACUUGAAUUCGGGGAAUUUAGUCAUAUCGA
Messenger RNA from Zeugodacus cucurbitae (melon fly), 7222 nucleotides. It is a transcript of the gene DNApol-epsilon255, whose product is annotated as DNA polymerase epsilon catalytic subunit 1. Gene Ontology annotation, cellular component: nucleus; epsilon DNA polymerase complex. Gene Ontology annotation, molecular function: zinc ion binding; DNA binding; single-stranded DNA 3'-5' DNA exonuclease activity. Gene Ontology annotation, biological process: DNA replication proofreading; mitotic cell cycle; DNA replication. The coding region runs from base 124 to 6909 and encodes 2261 amino acids. Lineage: Eukaryota; Metazoa; Arthropoda; Insecta; Diptera; Tephritidae. The record is from RefSeq and is a predicted model, not a curated record. The transcript is spliced from 7 exons.